UUUAAAGUAUACCAUAUAGGUUUAUAUGAAUAUAUGAAUAUGAAACAGGAAAAUACAGACACAAAACCCAAAGAUUUGGAUUUAUGGAUGGUAAUUAUAAAAUUCUACUAUGAUAAUAAAGCCGAUAAAAAUUGUAAAAAAAAAGUACACCAUUAUGACGCAUGAUACGUCCAUGUGAAAUGUAUAAUAGUGAGUAUGGUGAAUGUACUUCAAUAUCAUCAAGAUUGCAUCAAUUAUUUAUUCAUGGAAGUACAGUAGAUUGCAACCAUUGGCAUGAAGAUUAUAUAAAUUGUUUAAAAUGGAAAAAUGACAAAAAUAUUCAAGCAGCUGAAACCUUGGUUAAUAGUGAAAAAUUAAAGAGAAACAAUCGAUGGAAAUCAUUCUAUGCAAAUAAUGUAUGGGAAAAUAGAACUAGUCCACCAGAAAACUGGAAUGAACCAUUACCAGAUUAUAUAGAAAAACGACGACCAAAUUCAACAUUAAAGGAUACAUUAGACGAGUAUAAUGCAGAAAUAGAUAAGAAAUCAUUUUGUUCAAUAAUGUGAAAUUUGUAUACAAAUCUUUUCUCAAGUUGGUUGAAGUUAUCAUGUUAUUUAGUAAUUAUGAAGUUUUUAUUUAGAAACUAAUUUUUGGAAAUAAAAUAGUAUUUUAUCAGUUA
This is a messenger RNA of Diuraphis noxia (Russian wheat aphid), 658 nucleotides long. RefSeq names its product synaptic plasticity regulator PANTS. The record is from RefSeq and is a predicted model, not a curated record. Lineage: Eukaryota; Metazoa; Arthropoda; Insecta; Hemiptera; Aphididae.